Molecule: messenger RNA, 892 nt
Organism: Eucalyptus grandis
Lineage: Eukaryota; Viridiplantae; Streptophyta; Magnoliopsida; Myrtales; Myrtaceae
Exons: 5
Coding region: 1-645 (214 amino acids)
Source: RefSeq, a predicted model, not a curated record
AUGGAGAGAUUGUUCAGGAUGUUCACAACCGCAACGUUUUCGUCUUUCCGCUUAUUAAGAGGUCUCGUUCAAUCUCGACUAACCCAGCACCGUGGCGAUGCACGAUGGAUGCUCGAGUCUGGCUAUUCGACUGACUUCCGGGGGUUGCAGCAGAUUUCCCGAGCUUACCACAAAGAAGCGGACCGGCCCGCUUUCAGUAGCACGGAAAUAAAUGCAAGUAGAGAGAUCCCAAAGCCACUGCCAGAUCCUCCCAAACCAUCAAGGUUCCCACCAUGGGGUAAGUGGGUCAUGGGCUCUAUCUUGUCUCUCCUGAUACCCUUUUGGAAGCUCAAAUGGGACAAGCUGCGACAGAUAGAAGGAGAGGCUGAGGAGGUGAUUGAAGGUGCCGAGAUUGUGGCUGAGGUGGUAGAGAAGGUGGCGACCGUGGCUGAAAAGGUUUCGGCCCAAGUAGCCGAUAAGCUCCCGGAUGACAGCAAACUCAAGGAGGCAGCAUUGUUUGUUGAACACGUAUCGGAAGUUACUGCUCGAGACGCUCAUUUGACCGACGACUUCAUUCAUAAGGUUGAUGAAGUGAAACAAGAGGUGGAGACAGCAGUCGAAACCGGCAUCCAGAAGAUCAUCGAGCAACCGCCUGAAGAAAAAUGAACAUUCAUCAUUUUUUCAGCCAUCCAUCCUCCAAAAGGCUCCUUCCGGAGAAAGGUUUAGAGAGAAAUGUGUACAUACCAUUAGGGGAGGAAAAAAAAGGCUAUAAAUAAACGAAGCGCUUGUCGCAGUGAUGUAAUUGUAUAUCAGCACAUGACAUUAAUUGUGAUUUCUAGGAAGGCGGAAUCAAACCUUUCCUUCUUGCCGUUCAUUUACCAUGUGAAUUCAUUGCUUUGUACGUAUUUCUCAA